GCGCCGGGCAGCGGGAGCGGCGGCCGCGCCAUGUGGCUGCUGGGGCCGCUGUGCCUGCUGCUGAGCAGCGCCGCGGAGAGCCAGCUGCUCCCCGGGAACAACUUCACCAACGAAUGCAACAUCCCGGGCAACUUCAUGUGCAGCAACGGGCGGUGCAUCCCGGGUGCCUGGCAGUGUGACGGGCUCCCCGACUGCUUCGACAAGAGCGACGAGAAGGAGUGCCCCAAGGCCAAGUCGAAGUGCGGCCCCACAUUCUUCCCCUGCGCCAGCGGCAUCCACUGCAUCAUUGGCCGCUUCCGGUGUAACGGGUUUGAGGACUGCCCCGACGGCAGCGACGAAGAGAACUGCACUGCUAACCCCCUGCUCUGCUCCACCGCCCGCUACCACUGCAAGAACGGCCUGUGCAUCGACAAGAGCUUCAUUUGCGAUGGGCAGAAUAACUGUCAAGACAACAGCGACGAGGAAAGCUGUGAAAGUUCUCAAGAACCAGGCAGCGGGCAGGUGUUUGUGACUUCAGAGAACCAGCUCGUGUACUACCCCAGCAUCACCUACGCCAUCAUCGGCAGCUCUGUCAUCUUCGUGCUGGUCGUGGCCCUGCUGGCCCUGGUCUUGCACCACCAGCGGAAGCGGAACAACCUCAUGACACUUCCGGUUCACCGACUGCAGCACCCUGUGCUGCUGUCCCGCCUGGUUGUCCUGGACCACCCUCACCACUGCAACGUGACCUACAACGUCAACAACGGCAUCCAGUACGUGGCCAGCCAGGCUGAGCAGAAUGCCUCAGAAGUAGGUUCCCCACCUUCCUACUCAGAGGCCCUGCUGGACCAAAGACCUGCCUGGUACGACCUCCCUCCGCCGCCCUACUCUUCCGACACGGAGUCUUUGAACCAAGCCGACCUGCCACCCUACCGCUCACGAUCCGGGAGCGCCGACAGCGCCAGCUCCCAGGCCACCAGCAGCCUCCUGAGUGUGGAUGACACCGGACACAGCCCGGGGCAGCCUGGCCCUCCGGAGGACUGCCCCCAGUCUAGGGACGCUGGGCCCAGCCAGGGCACUGAAGAUGUAUAAGAUCCUAUUAUUCCAAAGUUCAUCUGGGUUCAUCUGCUCUGACUUGUUGCCACGUCCUAACGGCCCAUGAGAAGCUCUCUAAGCACCUUGCCAGGUGUGGCGAGCUGCAGAGGGGGGGUGUCAGCUGUCCCUCCGUUCCCCGCCCCUCUUCACCCCCAGAUUUCAGGGACAGUCUUCGGCGGGUGACCUGCCAGUUGUGCUGGCCUCUCAGUUGGCGUUAUGUAUUUGUGCCUCUUGGCUGUGAGGUCGCUCUUCCUCCCAUCAUUCUCUUACCAUCGGGCUUCCUCUGAGUCGGAGUUGCAGAUCUGCAGGCGGCAGGAUACAGUGGUCUUUAAGUAGCCUUUGAGAAAGCCCGUGUUUCUGUGCCAUGUCGGAUGUUGGGAGAAAGAGAAGACCCUGGCCCAGGAUCUCCUCUGGGCUGCUACUUUAUAGCUACGUUCUGGGCCUUGGGUGAUCCUACAGGAAGCACUCCUUACUGGCCACUCUCAAAAGAGUGCAGCUGAGCCCCAAAACCUGCCUUGCCCUGUAGUGUGUGUUGUUCCCAGUCAGGUACUGGCAGUGACCAAAGAAGACCUUUGAUGAAAACAGCCCCCUUCUGCUGUGAGCAGCGUCAUUUUGGUUUUGUGAUGGAUUCUGAAACCAUCCUGCAAAGAUUCUGGCUUCAGAAAGUUUCCCAAGAAGCCUCACUUUGAGGGCUUUCUCUGGCAGCGCUGGGGCAUCAGCCUCCUCCCAGAACAGGCAGGGAACCCCUGCUGUGAGUUUCUCCAGGUUCUCAGGCCCUGAUGUGCAGGCCGACUUGGCCCCACAGCCCCUCCUGGCUCCUGGGUUGUCACUCUCCCAGCUGACCCGCCCUCCCCCAGGGAGGAGGACCCAGCCUGAGUUGGCCAACUCUCUGAUCUGGACACCUGUCCCUCCCUGGAAGCCACACCCAGCCUAUCUUCCUCAUUCAGACUGCUUCUACGAUGGGCUGCUACGUGCCUGUAGCACUUGGAAGUCUAUUUCACCUGUGCAUUUGAACUUGAGGACGCUGGGUUCUAACACACGCAGGAGCCACGUGAGUCCCCUGCUCCCUGCACUGCACAGAGUCCUCCUCCCAAGGCCCCAGGACCAGCACCCCUAGUUAGGGUUAAGAUCAGGCCUCUCCUGCCAUCCCCGGUAGUUUCUCCUCUGAGACAUGGGCAACAGACAUUUUGGAGCCAAGAUUUCCCAUUUGGAUUUUUUUUAAAAACUUUCUUAGAAAUGCAUUUGAAACAGUGUGUUUGUUUGUUUUCCCUUCUAGUUAAGGGACUAUUUAUAUGUGUAUAGAAAAGUGGUCUCUUUUUGUUUUAUUUUUCCUUUAGUGAGGUCCGAAGAGAGCUGCACAAGGAGAUCACACCUUAGCCUGCCCAGGCCCCGGUGAUAACAGGUCGCCCCAGACUAACCUGUGUGCCAGGCCCUUGUGCGUGGCUGCACUCUGAGGUCAUUAUUUAUCAAGGUCUCCAGGGGUGCCCAAAGGGGGAUGGCUUGCUCCCUCAGUUUGCAGUCUCUGUGUCUCUGCUAGUUUUCCUCUUUCUCUGCACCCAGCCAGCCGCCGGGGGACCACCCCCUAAGGAGUAACGGUUGAAAACAUAGGCAUUAUUUGGCAAGAAACCACACAGCCCGAUGAGGGACGAAACUGGAACCAGGUGGAGCCGCGUCAGACAACUGGCACCACCCAUUCGGAGCUAACCUGUUGGAUGUUGAUUAACACACGGCCUGCGGGAAGGGGGACGAAGUGGCCUUCGAUGACCCCGUUCUGAAGUCUUUGCCUUUUUGAACCAAAUCCAAAGUAUGUUACAGGAAAGCUGCCCACUUGGCGUUUUCUGUGUCUUUUUGGGUUUUUUUCCCCUAAAGUAAAGGAACAGAACCUAGUGCUAGCAUCUCUUAUUUUUGAAUAGCACUGAAGUUAGUUUCUGAGUAAUCCAAUAACGGCAGGAACUUUGAUGGCAGCCCGAGUGUGUGUGGCUGAACAUUUCAUCUCCUUUGAUGGGCCCCGACUUCGUUCUGGUGCUCUGGAAGUUGUUCGCAGGAAAGGACUGUAAUUUUAAUUAAUGGUGCAGUGAGUUAAUCUCAUGCACUUUUCUGCUUCCAAGCAUUUUAGGAAAAACAAAUGGUUUUAGUAGAUAAGGGGAACCUAUUAAUGUUGUUUUUUGAAACUAACACAGGGACAUUUUUAUGACGGAUUUGAUUUUUUAAAUGAAUUUUUAAAAAAUAAUCUAAAUAGGACACCAAAGCUGCAGAGUUUUCUUUCAUUUUUCCUUUGUCCCCCUACUCAUGAUGGCAAAUAAAUGACCUGCAAUAUUUUUUAGCUCAUUUCAACCUGCAUCUUUUUUUAAUCCAUUGCCUAAAACUAUGCCAACUAGAAAACCAUCUCUGCUCCCUUUUCUCAAGUGAGAUCAGUGUUUUAUUUUUGCAUUAAAAUAGUUUCACUGUGAUUGCUAGCUUAUUGCGUGCCUCAACGCCCUCUACCUUGAAAUUGACAUUUUUUAAAAACUGCUACCAAGUGGCUGAUAAGUAAUGUGUGCUGUUCAAAGUUCAUGUAAACUGGAAAGGGUGUGUGUGGUUGCUGUUCAUUUUUUGGAUAGAUUUGGUUGUUUCGUUUUUUAAUUUUUAUACUUUCAAAUAAACUUGCCGUUUCAUUCUUUUUCUCGGUGCAAAUGGCUAUGGACACACUC
Lepus europaeus (European hare) is the source of this 3761-nucleotide messenger RNA. RefSeq names its product low density lipoprotein receptor class A domain containing 3 (gene LDLRAD3). Bases 31 to 1068 code for a protein of 345 amino acids. Gene Ontology annotation, cellular component: plasma membrane. Gene Ontology annotation, molecular function: protein binding. Lineage: Eukaryota; Metazoa; Chordata; Mammalia; Lagomorpha; Leporidae. Gene Ontology annotation, biological process: receptor-mediated endocytosis. The record is from RefSeq and is a predicted model, not a curated record. The transcript has 6 exons.